AUUGUGUUUCUGCUAUUCAUAGUCUUUAAUUUGGUUUAUACUUCAGUUUCGUGAGGAAAAGGAAGAACCAGAAUUUCAUUGACGAUUCCGUACACAAAACACACUAACAGCUCUCGUUUCCGUCUUUUUUUGCUUUUUCCGUGGAGAUCAUGUCGGCUUUAUAUAAGAACAGAGUCACGUUUGAUGAACUCAAACAUUUCCCCUUCGGAUAUGACAAUCGGUCGGAACAGCUUUCGAAGCUUGAAUUUAUAUUGUCGAAACUUUGUAUUGCUCUUACUGCUCGCAGUUGGCAAAACGCUCUCAAAUGGGACAAGGAGCUGGACAAGUGGUUUCAAUUUGGUUACAGAAUCCCUAGAAAGGCACAAAAGACACUUAUUCCUAUUUACUACGAAUUGGCACUAUCCCUAAAUCUUCCAGGGGAAUUUGCGGAUGUUACUUAUGCUCGCUUCUCCCAGCUUAUAAAUUCUCCUUCAUGCCCAGAUGAGAGCUGCGAGAGCAAUGUCUGUACUCACCCCAUCGAAAAGCGUUUUCUUACAGUGACCGAUCUACAAUUGGACUGGCGCUUGGCUUUCAACUACAUGAAAGCCUGUCUUCGUUUAGACAAAAAAUAUGUGCCAGAAAAUUCCAACAGCUAUUGGAUAAAUCAGGAAACGAUAAUACGUGAAGCAAGCGCCUUCUUUCCGGCAGAAGAAGUGCAUAAUGUGUUGAAUGAAGUUGUGCCCUUGUUUUCAAUAUCUCGUCCCGCGGAUGCACUUACUGCUGUUGGUAUGCUUUCGUUGUUGCUUCCAACCUCUCCAUCGUCUCUCAAAAAUAGUGAAACCAAUCCGCAGGUAUGGCUACCUACCAUUUUUCAAUUGUGCGAUACCUUUUCUUUAUUGAAAGAUCAAGCCACUGCUGUAACACUCACUGAUGUGUGUUCUCGUUUGGCUGCUCGCAGCCUUAACGGUGAUUAUAAAUAUCAGUUUUCUGAGUACGGCGUGUUUACACGAGAGCAAGUGCGUACCCUGUUUCAUUAUGGCCUUCAAAUGUUGCCAUUGCCAUCAAAAGAAGGAGAGCAACCGUCCAUAGAGGACAAGGAUGUGAACAGAGCGUUGAGAAUGUUUAGAACCUCGGGUGAAUCGGGACUAAAUAGUAUCAGUCGAUUGGUUAUUUGUUCGCUAAGUCCAAAAUGUGAGGAAAGCAAAGACAGCAUUCUUACUAUGCUUGAAGACCUGAUUUCACUGACUUUACCAUACUUCAACCCAUCAUUUCACGGAUAUGUCGACGAUAUAUUGUUUGUCUUUCUUGAAGAGCUUUCCCUUCAAUUUCUGAAACGUUGGACUUAUGAAAACGAUGAAGAAGUUUCAAUUCCAAAAGAGAGGCGAUUGACCAAGUCUCUUAAAAAGACUUUUGUGAAAAUGUUGAUACCACCUUUGCUUUAUGCUAUCCGUCAAAAUUCAAGUUACUGUCUUGAACCAGCCAAAUAUACUCUCCGUAAUCUUUCUAUACUCGAACCGGAUGUCGUUGUGCCAUGCAUGCUGAAGAUAAUCUAUCCUAUAUUCCAAUCCUUGGACAAAACACCUGACGCAGCUACUACUCUAAAAUCUCUUACUACGCUGGCUCCAGCAAUUGCCGAACAUAAACGGUAUCGACCUCAUGUUAUUUCGUUGUUGAGACUCCUCCGAGAAAUCGAUCCUGAAGACUUUGAAACGACACAAACAGCUUUACGCUUCAUCACUAUUCUUUCCCAUUAUGUUUCAUUUUACAACAUUGAUAAAAAUGCGGACUCUAACAUUUUCACUCAAUGGUUUCAAACGGAAGUCAAGAAACUGGAACUUAGGAAUUUUGAUGACUUUGAGUCACAAGAGGAAACUUAUAAAUCUGUCAUCGAUUACGACAAUGUAGUGGCUAGCGGAAUGACUAAGUUCGGUGACUGGCUACUUGCAUUUAUUCGUUAUGUAUUUGAUCUUCUUGACAGUUCUCCAGACAAGUACAAAGAUGAUUUUAUGAAAGAGAGAGGGAAACUAAUGACUGAGAUUUUUAUCUCAGAAGCUAUAGAGUCAUUUGUACCUGCUUUAAGUGAUGAAUGGCUUGAUUUAGCGCUUUCAAAAUUUCGCGAUUUUAUUGCAACAAGCGUCCAACGUCAACCCGUCGACACGAUAAAAACUGUCUGUGCCGCUUUUACAGAUGCUGCUCCAGAAAAAACAUGGAGAUUGUUAUAUCCUACUCUUUCUACAAACAUUAUCAUCGAACUUGAUGGGGAAAAGGCGGGCCUUUCCCGGGGAAGUAGCCCAAGUGAGAUUUUGCCUUGUGAUCGCACGUUAUAUUGGAACAUAAGUAUUCUCAAUGCUAUUACCAGCUCUAAUGGAAAAUACUUUCUUGGCAAAGAGGAAGAGCUAACAAAACUGCUUGACAAACUUCUUCUUUGCAGAGGCUUUAUUGGCUCUUUAGCUUCAUCGUUCGUGCGCCAACUAGUAUAUCACUUAAUUUCGGUAUAUCCGACAGCUCCCUCGCAAAGACAGCAGCCCAAUAUAAGCAAUUGGGGAAAACUUUGUGAAAAGGAUUCCUUCAAACUACACUGGAAUAUACCCUCUGAACAGGAAAUAAGUUUGACUAUCUUCAUUUGCAAUCGGUAUAUGACUUUGUGUAUGGAUCGCCUGCGACAAAUGGUAAUUGAAACAAAACCAAUCGACCCAACAGAAGAAUGGCUCGAUGAGGUUACUUCAUACUUUGAUUGGUUGUGUUCGUUCACUUCAGCGUUGGCAGAGCUCUUUGAAAUUCCUGAUAUGGAAUUCGUUCCGGAUCACAAACAUGAUGAAUUCAACACAUUUACAAAUGACUACCCGUUUUUACGCUCAAAGGUUAACUGUCAUCGGUUUACAACUCUUCAACAGCUCUCUGAAUUAACGGCUUUGCGGGAAAGAUUGGGUUCUCUUUACGUUGAGCUUCACGAUGUUCUCUCUGACUCUACGGUCUACCAGGAUUCCUUGAUGAAAAAGCUGAUCGACUGUGAACGCUCUUUUCUGUCUGACUACGGUUAUUCAAAUUCGAUAGAUCCUUUGAAAGCUGCCAGACGCCGUUAUUGCGGUAGUGAGAAGUAUUUUGAUUACGUCCCACAAGCACAACCGCAUCCUGCUACGCUUUUAGGUCGAAAUGUUUAUAUCCGCUUUUUGGAACACCUUCGCUUGUCAUCUGUGCCGAGAGUUCCCACUCCUAAAGAGAAAGCUAUUCUACAAAAUCUCGCUACAUCCUGCUGCACACAGCCUUCAAGCGUAUGUAAGUCUGCGUGUUUGGCUCUACAACAAUGUAUUAGUUACUUCCGUGAUGCAUACUUGACGAUUUAUCAGACGUUAAUGAACAUCGCUAAAAACAGCCAAAGUGCUGAAGUCAUUACAGAAGCAAUUGAGACCAUUGCUUAUACGGGAAAACGACAAUGGAGAAUCUUACCCCCUCUGAUUCGCGAAUUAAUUCAGCGAUGGAAUGAAUCCGACUCAAUGCCAAUUAUCGCUGGGGAUGUAUUCGCUUGCUACAUUGAGCCUUUACGAGUUGAAACCUUUUUCCCCAUGUACAAACAUCACAAUAUUCCUCAGAUCUCUUUACAAUCUGAAACCGAAGAAUUGCGUCUGCUGGUUGCAGCGACACAACAACAAAUGCAAAAGUCAUUAGAGGCUGCCGCCGAAGUUCGGGACUUUAUCAUUGACGCGUUUCCUAAUGCCCAUUGGACACUACAAACCUGGAUUGCUAAGGUAUUCCGGGUUUCGUUUUCUAAUAUGUUUAUUCCCCCGACACCGAAAGCAUUAAAAAUAUUUGUUGAGGGAAUGGUCUCUUCGCAUCCCGCCACUAGAGAGAAAAGCUGUGAAGUACUCUUUGUAAUCACAAACUAUAUAUGGGAGUUAGUUCUUUCAAAAGACAACGCUGAAAAUAUCUUCUGUCAGAAUUUACAUCUCCCCAAUGAAUUGGAGCUUAAAAAUACCCCCGAGAACAAAGAUAAAGUCAACCAGGCUUUAUACGACUUCAGGAACUGCGAGAAAACUUAUUGCAUAAAAAACACAUUUCCGGAAUGGCUCAUUACCCCCGACGUUGUCAGUGUACAACAGCGUGUCCAUAACAAAGAGAUGGAUUUUUCAUCCGUACAGAGUCUGUUUGAUACUGCAGUAAAAUCCAUUGAUGAAGAUUGGCUACAAAAAGUUCUGUCAUUCUUCGCCCAAGGACCUUCUGAACCGGAUUAUUCACUUGAGGGACCAUAUUUCUAUCCUCUUGACUCGGAAGAUUGGCGGGAUCUGAGUGUCCAUUUUUGGGAGUCAAUUUUUAGACUUUUACUGAAUGGUGAUUCUAACAUCUCUGCAAAGUUUUUGAAAGAACAAAUCGAAAAGUUGUGCUCGUCUUCUGAUCGCUACUGCAAUGAGACAGGAGUAUAUUUGCUUAAUGGCAUUGUCUUAUCUUUGCCCCAAUGCAGAACUGAAAUUGCCGAAAAGCACUGGGAUUGGAUUGUGCCCGUUAUUGAUACUUCGUUGCAGAAUAGCUUGUGGCCUGACAAUCAAGAAUGCUGGUCUCACCUUAUUCACACGGUCUUUAAAGACUCAGAUCCCGUUCUUUUUUGGCCUUUGUAUAAUCUAUUGGCAAACUUACACCAUGCUGUAUUUUUUGAGCACGUUUCUGAAGAUACUGCAAAACUCAACUUGCUGGAAGAGUUCGUCAGGACAGUUGGUUGGCGUUUUCAAAAUCACAAGCCUUUAUAUGAGUACCUGCUUUCUGCUUUACAACAACCGCAAGAGGAAUGUAGAAAAGCAAUUGGUGCUGUAUUAGCCGACCUUGGACACGCACAGGUCCACGUAACUUAUGAUUCGGUUGACGCCUUAUUAAAAGCCAAUUCGACAACAGGCUCACUGGAUUCGUUCUUUGAAGACAAUCCCACUACGAAAAUUACUGCCCUAGUAGAAGCGUUUGAGAAACUUGAAACGUUGCGUCUUCAAGCAAAGGUCAGCUCAGACUAUGAAACUUAUUCAUGCUAUGCGAGCACAAUGGUUCAUUGGACGGAGAGGCUACUAUUGCAUCCGUGUGGCCUUGUUGUAUUUCCCAUUGUUCCUGAUACAGUAUUGCCUGCAGUGUUGCACAUGUUGGACGUGAAGGGCGAAGACGAUCUACAACAGGCAGCAUCCUCCUUACUAAUCCUUUUAGAAAACAUGAACUAUCCCUUGUCAACUACUGUCAAGUUUUGCGAUGCUUGUACGGCUAUCCUUAAGGAUGAGGAUUCAGAGCAUCGUCGUUUGCAACUGCUUACCACUCUUCCUUCAUUCGUGCUUCAUCAUUCCGUUUUCUUAAGCGAAGAAUUGAAACUGUCUGUCCUAGAGACUCUUGUCACCAUACUUGAUGACACGAGACCCGAAGUCCAAGAAAAUGCAGUUGCGGCCGUGGCUACGUUGCUUCAGUGCUUCUCGAAGCCACAGACUGAUAUUAUUCUCGAUCUGAGCAAACGAUUCUUCAAAGUUCUUGACACUACCCCAAUGCCGAAGUCUGCUGCUGAUAAUUCGACAACAGAAGAGGAACAUAACCAAUUGAUUGCUCGCAGACAUGCCGCAGUUUUAGGCCUUUCGGCAUUGGCAAAAUCCGUAUCUGUUGGAACGCCCUUGAGCUGCACAAAGCCCAUUCUCCUGCGAUUGAUUGAAUUUACGAAUGAUUCAGAUCUGCUUGGCACUACUGCUAAAAAGGCACUCGCCGAAUUCAAGGUUAUGCAGGUGGACAUUUGGCCGCUGGUGUCAGGCUAUUUGACUCAAGAGAGGCUCGAUGAGUUGACUAAAUUUGAACCAGUCAAUGAUGAGUAAGUCGUAUCUGUACAGCCAAAUAACUUGUAAAUAGUAAUAUUCAUUAUAUCUACAGCCAAUUCAAGAAGAAA
This is a messenger RNA of Schizosaccharomyces japonicus yFS275, 5872 nucleotides long. RefSeq lists its product as hypothetical. Gene Ontology annotation, molecular function: peptidase activator activity; proteasome binding. The transcript has a single exon. Bases 150 to 5801 code for a protein of 1883 amino acids. The record is from RefSeq and is a predicted model, not a curated record. NCBI's taxonomy places the organism in Eukaryota, Fungi, Ascomycota, Schizosaccharomycetes, Schizosaccharomycetales, Schizosaccharomycetaceae.